AUGAGCAAAUCUCUACUAGAAAUAAUCCCGGUUUUAGCAGAUGCUACUAUCAGUAGUUCAGAAAUGCAAAGAAAAUUAGCAUUGUUUAUCGAAUUACUAGAUUGGAACGAAUUUUGCAAAUAUAUCAACAAAAAUUUAGAUCAUUUUCAGCAUUUUCUUGCAUUAGUUCACGACCUGCUUCUUACAAUUGGACAAGAAAUCAUAUCAAUUCCAAAGCUUUCAAAUCAAGAUAAAAUUCUCGAUUUUUUAAUAAAAAUUUCGCAAAUAAGUCCAGAAAUGCAAAAUUUUCUUGCAACAAACAUACAAUUUGAAUCGAUUUUACAUAGAAUUUUUAAUAAUAUCGAUUAUACUGAAUAUUCACAGGUCGAUGCAACGCAAUUACUUCCAUUUGUUAAAUUCAUUUACGCUAUUGUUUCAUCUCCUUCAUUACUAGUUACUCAACAAGAAUCGUGUAAAUACUUAUUUGAUCAUGUGAAAUUUAUUUUCAACUUUUCGAAUUUAUCUGCUUGGGGCUGUGCAAUUAUUGCACAAUGCUUAAAUUACCAUGCAUUUUCAAUAGGUGUAAUGAAAACUAGAACGGAUUACUCUGAAUUCUUUUUUAGAAUUGAAAAGUAUACAAAUUCUCAAGAUAUUUAUCUUCAGUUGUCUUCGAUUGCAGCCUAUGUUAAAUUAUCUCAAAAUAGGCAACUUGCCUCUAUUUUUGUUCACUUUGCAAUUGGAAUGUUGCAAAAUGAAUCAUUAUAUCUUCCAACAACUUCUUUGGCUUCAAAAGUUAUACUUGAAUUAUGUGAAUCCUAUGAAAUUGAUGAUAAUAAUCUUAAACUUAUUUUAUCUAGCGUUUUGAAAAAUGAUGGAUUCAAUUCUUAUAAUAUCAUUGAAUUAUUGACUGAAAUGAAAACAUACCAUUCAAGAAUUGCAUUUAUAGUAGAAAAAUCAGAAUACAUUACAGAAUUACUCAACAAGAUGAAAGACACUCAAUAUGAUUUUAUUGCUGUAGGAAUUAGACAUUUCUUACAGCUCUUGUCAUUAAAUAAGCCAGAAUUUUAUUCAGAUAUUAAUAAAUCUCAUAUAUUUGCGGAUUCAUUGCAAAUGCUCAUUAAUAAUUUUCAGACAUUAUCAGAAAUGAAGAUUGAAUCAUUAGUUUUUAUUAUUAUGACAUAUGUGAUGUCUAAUGGAUUAUCAGUUAAUGAGAAACUUUUAUUGAACGAGAAUUCUAAUCAAAUUUUCGUAUUAUUCAUGAAGUUAAUUGAAGAUUCACAAUUGAUAUCUUCCAUUUACUUUUGCAAUCUCAUUAUCCAAUGUAUUCGAGAAAAUCUAAAUUGGGAAUCUAGAUUCGAUCAAAUUGCUGUUCAAACGCAACUUUUACCUUUAAUUUCAACUUCUCUAACAAGAUCAUCCAACAAAAGCACACUUGAAACAACAUUAUAUGUAUUUAACUACUUUUAUACAAAGAACUCUCAUUUUAUUGAUGUAUUUUCAUCGUCACUUGCACAUUCAAACCGCGAAUUUAAUAAUCUUCAAAAAGAAAGUCGUAUUGAUCAGCAAAGUCUAAUUAACUCGCUGCAAAUCAAGCAGAAUUUUCUUGUUGAAGAAAAUGAGCAACUUAAGAAAAAGAUUGCUGAGCUCGCAGAAACUAGCAAUCAAACAGAAAUGGAAAAUAAUCGAGUUAAAGGUAAUGAAUCUAAACUUUCAAAUCAAAUCAAAAAUCUUUAUAAUGAAAUUGCAGAACUUAACAAAGAAGGUGAGUAUAAUUCAAGGAAAAUUAGUCUACUCACAUCAGAAAAUGAUCAGUUAAGAUCUUCUUUGUUAGCCAAUACAACUUUGAUUGAAAGAUUAAAUAAUGAAAAUGAUGAUUUGAAGAAAGAGAUACAAAAUUCAAAAGAUAUUUAUCUGAAUUCAAAAAGCAUUAAUUACUACUCUACUCAGAAUAAAGUUUUGAGCCAAAAUGUAUUCUCUUUGGAAUCUAAACUACAGCAAUCAAUGCAGGAUCUUAAUGAAUAUAGCCGAAAAUCAUCUGGAUACCUUCAAGAAAUCAAAGAACUAAAAGAUGAAUUAGAACAAAUCAAAGUUGAAAAUAUUCAACUGAAAACACAAAUCUUUGAACUUCAAAAUGAAAUUGAAGAUAAAGAUUCAGAAAAUCAUGGUCUUUCAAUGGAUGCACAACUUAACGAGAUUAGAUUACAAAGAGUUGAAGCCAAGGAAAACAUGAAAUCCAAAUUACUUGAUGAUGCUUUAUUGCAGAAUCGAAAAUUCAAAGCUGGAUAUUAUCUCAUGGCUCGUGAAAAGAGAAAAUGGGAACACAUAUCAAAGUUUGGUUAUUAUUGUGAAAAGAACGCCAAAGAAACAUCUGAGCAAGUUGCAGAUAUGAUUGAAAAGACUACCAUAAGAACUCUUGAAAUCAAUUAA
Molecule: messenger RNA, 2406 nt
Organism: Trichomonas vaginalis G3
Lineage: Eukaryota; Parabasalia; Trichomonadida; Trichomonadidae
Exons: 1
Coding region: 1-2406 (801 amino acids)
Source: RefSeq, a predicted model, not a curated record